GGAGUUUCAAGGGUGGGACAUUGUGGGACGCGUAUACAGAUUGAGUCUGUCCCACCAUAUUGUUACGCCGUAAAGCCGCACUGCAAGGUUAUUUAAGCUGUCCAAAGGGCCCGUAAGAUAUAGCUACAUAUUAUAACCGAAAUUCAAUUGCCCUCUUUGAAACCCGCACGCAAAUCUCUCCGAUUUAUUAAUUCGCCAUGUCUGAUAUUGAGCAUAUCGUCCUCUGGCCAUUCAAGAACACAUCAGACCUGGAGUUUGCUGCCCAGGCUAUCAAGUCUACUGUAGGAAAAGCCCGUCAUGAUGGAGAGCCAUACGUCCUGUCGGUGAAGUGCGGUACAACCCGGCCCUCGCCCCCAGUCAGAAGUAGAGGAUUCAACCUUGCUUCGAUCAUUCGAUUCCGUACUGAUGAUGAUCGGAGCUACUUUGUGAAGGAAGAUCCAGCGCAUAAGGAAUUGGUCGGCCUAGUCAAGGAUAAACUCGCUUCUGAUAUCCUGGUUUUGGACUUUAUUGAUGGUGCGGUGGAGCAUAUACCAACCACUGCUUGCUAGACAUUAGGUGUUUGCACACCUCUUAGCUAUAGAUUAACUAGAAUGACGACGCCAUGAAAUCAAUGCGGACCAU
Aspergillus versicolor CBS 583.65 is the source of this 621-nucleotide messenger RNA. Its product is annotated as Dabb family protein. The transcript has 2 exons. The record is from RefSeq and is a predicted model, not a curated record. Bases 198 to 548 code for a protein of 116 amino acids. NCBI's taxonomy places the organism in Eukaryota, Fungi, Ascomycota, Eurotiomycetes, Eurotiales, Aspergillaceae.